GUAUUUACGGAAGAUGAAAAUGGUUAAAUAGAGUAGAAAUUGUUCUGUUGGGCUUUUCUUCUUCUUCAUCGCUCGUUUGUUUGUCGGCAGAGAGACACAGAACAAAGGAUGGAGAGCAAGUACAGUUUGUGGCAGUUGGGCGAUGAUCUCCGAGGACAAACAAAAGUAGUGUCGGACGAUCACAAAUGGAUGGAUGUUGCAUCUAAGCUGGCUGAGCAGACGAGGAUAAAAGGAGAACGGAGGAAUAAUCUCGACCCAUCAAAAGGAGCUGAAGCAGCUAGGACAUGGGGAAAUGCAGGAGGAUUCCAGGAAGAUAACAAAUUUGAAAGUUUUUAUUUUAACAUGCUUAAUCUUGAAUCCAAGAUGACAGAAAAUAUGAACAGGUCAUCUUUGAGAAGUGGUAUGAUGAAUAACCAAUACAUGAAUGUAGCCUAUCAGAAGAGCAUGAAUAUUACUGGUGGGAACUUGGCCGAAAGCAAGUAUGGCAUGAAUAGCCAUUACAAAGAGGCUAAAAACAGCGAUUACAACAACAACAAUUCUGAUAGUACCAGCACAAAUGUUGCAGUUGACAAAAGGUUCAAGACAUUACCUGCUGCUGAAACUCUUCCAAGAAACGAAGUUCUUGGUGGGUACAUAUUUGUAUGCAAUAACGACACUAUGCAGGAAGAUCUAAAGCGACAACUAUUUGGGUUGCCACCAAGGUAUAGAGAUUCUGUGAGGGCAAUUACACCGGGUUUGCCUUUGUUCCUGUAUAACUACACUACUCAUCAACUGCAUGGCAUUUUUGAGGCUGAAAGUUUUGGUGGGUCUAACAUAGACCCAAUGGCUUGGGAAGACAAAAAAUGUAAAGGAGAAUCAAGGUUUCCUGCUCAGGUAAGGAUUCGGAUUAGAAAAGUAUGCAAGGCUUUGGAGGAAGACUCGUUUAGGCCCGUUCUGCAUCACUACGACGGGCCAAAGUUCCGACUUGAGCUCUCAGUUCCAGAGACCCUUGACUUGCUAGAUCUGUGUGAACAAGCUGGUGGUGUGUAAAUUAAAAUCCAACUGUAUGAGUUUCAUCGAGCAAAAUAGGUGUGUUUGUAGUAGCCAACUAGUGUUGUUUGAGUGAGUUAUGUAUGUGUAUUCUCAUAGCGCAAGCUUGGGAAAGCAUGAGAAUCUGCCAGUCCAAGGCAUGAUGAAAUUUGUUGUUUAGUUGCUUAUGUUAUAUGUCCUCCCUCCUUAGAAAGACCCUUUUAAUCUUGUGGGCUUACAUUGAUUGAGGAUGAUCAAGAAAGAAAGAAAGAAAAGAAGUGAUGGAAGAACAAUGUUGAUGCUGCAUUACUUCUUCAGUUCUCAAGAAUGUAAUGUUCUGUUUUCUUUGUUUCCUUACUUGUUUGUGAGAAUCGAUGCUGUUGUUGUAACAAUAAUUAUUGGGUCUUUCUUAGACCCUGGAACCCCCAAAUGAUACUUGUUUUUCUGUGUUAA
Impatiens glandulifera is the source of this 1461-nucleotide messenger RNA. RefSeq names its product B2 protein-like. The record is from RefSeq and is a predicted model, not a curated record. Bases 109 to 1029 code for a protein of 306 amino acids. Gene Ontology annotation, biological process: response to endoplasmic reticulum stress. The transcript is spliced from 6 exons. Lineage: Eukaryota; Viridiplantae; Streptophyta; Magnoliopsida; Ericales; Balsaminaceae.